CCACCUUCACUAUCGCACGUCCAGGUCGAAGAUCAAGGCAGCGUUAUGUGCCAGGUGCAGAGUGGGGCGGGGCUUGUCGAAAACACGGUAACCUUUAAAGUUAGCCAAUUCGAAAUAAAAGUAAACCAGCAAGAUGUUACUGGCGAGACCACCUACGUUCCUGACAGAACAACGGGUGUGACGUACACCUGUGCGAUCAAGUAUGUCCCGAAAAACGCCCACUUGAGUUGGUUCCAUAACGGAACAGAGCUGAAUGCAACGACCUGCAAGAACAGGAAAUGCAUAAUCGAAAACGACAAUGUACCUGCGGAUGUAAAGAAAGCCGUCGUUUAUUAUCCUGCCGUAAAGAGCGCCCCCUCUGAUGGCAUGCAGUGCAAGCUGGUUGCGCCGAACUUGGUGUUCGGUGAUGGUGGCCACGCGCAACAGUCAGGAGCCAUCAAACUGGUAACAUAUGGAACGCCAAAGUUUUCCGACUCGAAUGUCACGAACCAGCGCAUUCAGGUGCAUAGUGGUCAACUUUCGACUGUUGUGUGCAUGGACUCCGUGGACGCAAAGCACACGUCCAAGCUGCUUUUGUAUAUCGGCAAAGCGAUGGUUGCCGAAUCAUUCAGCGGCCCGGAUAACAAACCGCUAAAUGUGGCUUACCAGUUCGUUCCCCACCGAGAUAAUAACACUGCCCUUGUCGAAUGUAAAAGCAUCAACAGAAUCUACGGAGAAAUGAGCAAUUCAUCCGCCAAACUGCCACUCCGCGUAAUAUAUGGCCCCGAGAAAGCAUCCGUGUUAGUAACAGCACCAUCAGUCUCUCCACCAAACGAAACCUUCGCAGCUUACUGUCAUGCCGGAAAGAACAACCCACUGAUAAAAUUCACCUGGUCCAUACAUCCUUUGAGGGGACGGGGGAGUUCGUACAACCACACCGACUGCAGUGAAAAGGGAGCAAACAGUUGGAUAGGAGGGGCAAUAUCACACGCCAGCAUUAUGGUAACACCUGCACACGGAGACAAGGAAGUCAACAUCACGUGUGUAGUCACGAAUCCGACCAGUGAUGUAACUGUCGCGGCAACCGCAAUAGUGCAGGUGAAAGUCGAAAGCGCCAACACAGCAGGAAACAUUGUGGUCAUUGUCGUUGGAGCCGUGGUUGCGGGCGUUUUGGCACUGAUACUGCUGAUGGUGUGGGUUAUCUGUCGCAAAACCGGACGGUGCUAGAGUGGGACCAUACGAGCCAUCUGCUACCCUUGCUCAUGCGGCCAUGCUAUUGCUAACCAACAUUAGCAAGUCAGCGCUCAAUCCUAUUCAGCACAUAUCCUUGCGGAAAUCAUUCAUACUAGUAAACCUUUUUAAUCGUUGCUAAUAUUAUAAAUUAGAUGGAGUUUCGUUUUGUUAUUUUCCGGGUUUAAUACGCUACUGCACGCCUGUAGCAAUGCUGGGAUACUGUACAUUUAUAGGCUUUUAAUUUCGUAUAAGGGGACAAGCAGCUGGACAGUGGUCAAGCAUUACAGUAAA
This is a messenger RNA of Paramacrobiotus metropolitanus, 1503 nucleotides long. RefSeq lists its product as uncharacterized. Lineage: Eukaryota; Metazoa; Tardigrada; Eutardigrada; Parachela; Macrobiotidae. The record is from RefSeq and is a predicted model, not a curated record. The transcript is spliced from 7 exons. The coding region runs from base 46 to 1206 and encodes 386 amino acids.